CAAAAUAACAACAACAUGUUUGUUUGUUUGUGUGAUUGUUGGCCACCAGGUGUGACGGGGCUGAGGAGGUGGAUCGCAGGUGGAGUUUGUCUCUGCUCCACUCGUCUGGACGGAAAGACGGUUCUGAUCACCGGAGCGAACACCGGCAUCGGCAAAGAGACGAGCCGGGACGUGGCCCGCAGAGGGGCCCGGGUGGUGAUGGCCUGCAGGGACCUAACCCGGGCGGAGCAGGCGGCCGAGGACAUCCGUCAGUCCACAGGAAAUGGGAACGUGGUGAUCAGGCAUCUGGACUUGGCCUCCGUUUACUCCGUCACACAGUUUGCUAAAGACUUCAUGGACGGUGAAGACAGACUGGACAUCCUCAUCAACAACGCAGGAGUGAUGAUGUGUCCAAGAUGGCUGACGGAAGACGGUUUUGAAACUCAGCUGGCUGUCAAUCAUCUGGGUCACUUCCUGCUGACCAAUCUCCUGCUGCCGAGGCUGAAGACCUCAGCCCCCAGCCGCGUGGUCACCGUGUCGUCUGUUGCCCACCAAGGGGGUCACAUCGACUUUGACGACUUGUUCGCCAGCAGAAAACCGUACAGUUCGCUGGAGAGUUACCGACAAAGCAAACUAGCCAACGUGCUCUUCACCAGGGAACUGUCCCGACGACUCACAGGCUCCGGAGUGUCGUCGUUCUGUCUCCACCCGGGUGUGAUCCGGACCGAGCUGGGCCGCCACGUGGAGGGCUGGUUCCCCAUGCUGGGGGCCUUGCUAAGGCUCCCCUCCCUGCUGCUCAUGAAGACCCCCACUCAGGGGUGUCAGACCACCGUGUACUGCGCCGUGACGCCGGGUCUGGAGGGCCAAUCGGGGCGAUACUUUAGUGACUGUGCAGAGAAGGAGGCGGCUCCGGAGGGGCGGGACGACUUUGCGGCGAGAAAGCUGUGGGAGGAAAGCGCUCGAUUGGUUGGAUUAAAGGACAUUUCCCUUUAACCCCACGUUUCUGACUUAAUAUAUUUACUAGCUUUUUUUCUUCCUUUUUGUUUGCUUACUGUUUUAUUUAACUAGCUUCAUCUUUUUUUGGUUCUCUUUGUGUUUUAUUAGAGUUUUAUUAGUGAAUAUUCGGUUCAGUUUAUUUAAGGUUAUGUUUUGAAUAUUCAGGAAAUCAAAUUCAGCAGCUUUUUGUGUAUUUGUGUUUGAGAGGUUGAUCAAUAAAUAAAUAACAGUUGACACAAUUAAAUUUCAUCUCUUAAAUGUUUGGUUUUGUGAAAGAAAAUGUAAUAUUUCAAAGUUUGUAAAAUUAAAAUGUCUAAUGAUGAUAA
Messenger RNA from Gasterosteus aculeatus aculeatus (three-spined stickleback), 1301 nucleotides. The record is from RefSeq and is a predicted model, not a curated record. Lineage: Eukaryota; Metazoa; Chordata; Actinopteri; Perciformes; Gasterosteidae.